CUGAACCUCGAAUUCAAAACGGCCGCAUCGUACACGUACGUACAAGGAAUACAGUACAGGCUUCGUAUGCUAUUACAGUAGUUGCAGAGAGCCUACCGCCAGCUAGCUAGCGCGUCUCUUCUUCGGCAAUGGGGGCUUUUCAGCGGCUACAGCUGUGCGUAGAUCACCACACCCUUUCCCUCUCACCCUUGUGCUAAUUUGGAACCUUCAGGCCAGGGACACCAUCAUCAGUACCUAUGGAGUUGGAAAAUAUUGUUGCCAACACUGUGUACUUGAAGGCCAGGGACGAGAGUGGUGGUGGCAAACGCAAAGGCCGGAGUAAAAAGUGGCGACAGAUACUCAAGUUUCCCCACAUAACAGAGUGCCAACGCCCUACAGAAAGAUUAGAAUUUGAGAGUAUAUGUGAUGAGCAGCCGAUAGGCAGGGCACUGUUCAGGGAGUUUUGUGAUACAAAACCAGAGCUCAAAAGGGCCAUCACAUUCUUAGAUACAGUUAGUCGCUAUGAAGUUUCUUCACAGGAUGACAGGAGCAGACAAAGUCAUGAAAUCUUUCAUCAAUAUAUAUCACAAGAGAGUCUACAAAGAUUGGAGAUGAUUGAAGGAGAGAAGGUAACAGAAUGUCAGAAUGCAUUACUAGAUACACCAGGAACAGAGCUUUUCAAUGAAUGUAGAAUAGUUGUAAGAGAAUACCUAAAAGGUGAACCAUUCAAAGAGUACCAAGAUAGUAUGUAUUACUCCAGAUUCUUACAGUGGAAAUGGUUAGAAAGGCAACCAGUAACAAAAAAUACCUUCAGGCAAUACAGAGUGUUAGGUAAAGGAGGAUUCGGUGAGGUUUGCGCAUGUCAGGUCAGAUCAACAGGCAAGAUGUAUGCUUGCAAAAAACUGGAGAAAAAGAGGAUAAAGAAGAGGAAAGGAGAGACAAUGGCUUUGAACGAGAAAAUACUGCUCCAGAGAGUUAAUAGUAGAUUUGUAGUUAGUCUUGCCUAUGCCUUCGAGAUGAAAGAAGCCCUGUGUUUGGUCCUGACGAUUAUGAACGGAGGUGAUCUCAAGUUCCACAUACACAACAUGGGCAGUCCUGGGUUUGAGGAGGAAAGGGCUAGGUUCUACGCGGCUGAGAUCCUCUGCGGUCUUGAGGACCUUCAUCGAUUAAGGAUCGUCUACAGGGACAUGAAACCUGAGAACAUCCUUCUCGAUGAUGAUGGUCAUGUACGUAUCUCUGAUUUGGGUCUGGCAGUGGAGAUACCAGAGAAUGAUACCAUUAGGGGUAGAGUGGGGACAGUUGGAUACAUGGCUCCAGAGGUGGUAAGGAAUGAGAGGUAUACAUUUAGCCCUGACUACUGGGGUCUAGGAUGUCUGAUCUAUGAGAUGAUAGAAGGAAGGGCUCCGUUCCGAGCGAGGAAGGAGAAGGUGAAGAGAGAGGAGGUUGAUAGAAGAGUUAAAGAAGAUGAUGAAAAGUACAGUCAGAAGUUCAGCACAGAUGCACAGGAUAUUUGUAAAAAGUUGUUACAGAAGGACCCAUCAUUAAGAAUGGGCUUUGAGAAUGGAUCAGCACAGACUGUCAAGGAUCAUUCUUUCUUCAACUCAAUUAGCUUCAGCAGGCUUGAAGCUGGAAUACUAGCUCCGCCCUUUGAACCAGAUAAGAGAGCUGUAUACGCAAAAGAUGUGCUGGACAUAGAGCAGUUCUCAACAGUCAAAGGAGUAAACUUGGACCAAAAUGAUGACAGAUUCUACACCAAAUUCAACUCGGGUAGCGUAGCCAUUCCAUGGCAAAAGGAGAUGAUAGAGACAGGUGUAUUUACAGAGCUCAAUGUGUUUGGGCCUAAUGGUACCCCUACAGCUGACUUGAUGCCUGAUCUACCGCCACCACCACCUAAACAAGGCUUCUUCAAGAGGAUAUUUAGGAUUAAGAGCAGCGAUGACCGACAAUGACACCUUGCCAAACAACCCUCCUGAGCAAGCGAGGGCAUUCUCUUAUUUCUACACGACUGGCCGGCUCAGCUCUCGACUCAACUGGAUUGAAGUAAGCGGGACCAUGCUGCUUUUUAACAUUACCUUAUGAACACAACACAUGGCUGUCAACACUGCCACUGCUCUUGAACGUCUUGUGAACUUGACUUUGUAGGAUGUACAGCGCUCUAUGUGUUUCCUGACUUCGCUAAAAAUCGCAUUCUUCUGAGGUGUCCUCUAUGAUGCUGUUUGCUUCGCUUUUCUGAAAAGAAAUCUUUGUUUGUGCAAAUCACGACCACACAUCGCUUGAUUACACUUGAUUGUAAGUUUGAAAUAGUCAUCGGAUGACUGACACAGCAGAUAAUUUCACAUGCCAAGCACAAUGACGCAUUGAAGUCAAAACACGUUAGCUAGCAAAAAUGUAUGGUAUCUUUCACAAAAAGAAGUUUGUAGCUCUACAGCUUUGUUCACACAUGACACAUAAAUCCCUUGGGGUCUUUUCCUACUUUAGUUUGUAUUAGAGUAAAAUCAUCAAUAGAAAGAAACAAAGAACAUAAGAUGUUCAUAAUAUUGAUCAAUUGACUCGAGCAAAAAAUUGGUGUAGGAGCAUUUUUGUGAAAAUACAAUUCUAUCUGUGUUCUGAAAUGCAAAACUGUGAAGGGUACAGGAAAUGUAAAGCCUGAUUUCAAAAGAAAAAAAACAUGUCUAUUUCAUUGGUGAACCAGAUCACUCAAAUAGUCAAAUAAGUGAGCUCAUCAUGUAAAAAUGAGAGGCUUCCUAGGAGAAUCCUAAAAUAUUUCUUGAUACUGAAUGCUCACAUUGAAAAAGUGGUGGAGUAUAUCGAACCAAACUCCAAUCCCACGAUGGUAAAUCCUUGUGUAGCAUAUGGAAAACAUGCAGUGACAUGAAGGAUUCCAGUUCUUUGCGCAUUGUCUCAGGAGAAAGGGGCUGUGCAUCAAAGUGCACCACCAAAGAGUGUCAGUGGAAACAGCCUUGCUGAGAACUUUUUUUGUUUUGUAGAUGACUACUGUCAGGGAUUUGACGUGAACUCUUACCUCGCGUUUCAACAUAGAUUCCUUCGAUUAUGUUUUUUUCUGAGGCUCUGUAAAUACAAGGACCAGUAUAUCAUACCUUCUUCUAGUAUAUCUGCUCAGUGUAUGCUUUUAAUGGUAGCCAAAUCUUUUUUUGAAUGAAGGAAUAUGGUGGUUUACAUGUCCUUUGGUUUUCUCUUAAAUUGCUCCACCUAUUACUAUUGCUGCAAGUAUGUUGCAUAUUGGUCUUGUCUGUCUGUCUGUAGAUAAGUACUCUGCUAAAAAAAAGUGAAAUAUCAUAAAUUUUGAAAUAGAUUGAUAAUUAAACGCUCUACAUUAUUGAACUUUGAAAGAUCUUAUUUUUUUAAAGUAAUUUCUGGAAGCUCUAUUUUUUCUUGAUUACAAUCCUUAAAUCAUCUCACCCUUUGAUUCAAAACAAAUGUUUUCUUCGAAAAAUAUACCUGUAUUUUAGAACAUAUGAAAGGGGUUAAGUGACCCAACUCUUAUGGCAUACAUCUAUAAAUUGAAUUUAGACAAGGUCUUGCAAAUCUUGUGAAUGGAACUGUCGGAAAACCUAUCUUUGAAUAGGGUUGUGUUUUUAGUGUGUCUUGUGAGUUACAGUGGACCAAAGUAUUCACUCCCGGUGAGUAGAAACAAUCCUUUCUCUUGCCUAAGAUUCCUCAUGUAUUGAUACCAUUUUUGUUUUUAAAUGUAGACUUAUUGAACCCCAGCAUGUCAAUACAUUGUCUGUUUACAGGAAUUUCCUUUCCCAGUGAUGUGUAGACUAUUCAAGCCUGAGUCCCAUUGCAUAAUACUCAAUAUUGAUGGAAGCAUUGCUAUUGAUGAUUACACCCAUGGAAACAUUGAUUGCAUUGGGCUAAUGUGCAAUGUUACCAUGGCAACUACCAUUAAAGCAGACUAACCAUUGAAAAUGAGUUUUAUGUGAUGGUAGCCCGGCUUGUGAAAUCUAUUUCUUUUAUUCAAGGUUCCAAGUUCAUUAUGUCUUUGGAUGGCUGAGAAUAAGAAUGGCAACGUUGAUUGAUCGCAAUUGUCAGACUAUAGAGGGCACUUGUCAAGAAAGGUGCAAUGUUUCACUAGGUUAGUGCAUGGAUAGAACACCAAUUUUGAAGAAAAAAAAUAUUCACUUUUGAAGGCCUAUAUGCAUAAAGAGACUUUCUUAAGUCAUUACUAAUACAGGGAAGUGAUUCUUUGUCUAUGAUUGUUAAGACUUUGUGAGGGUUUUGUUAAUUUGAGAGUUGACAUUUCAUUCUCUUGUAUUGAUUCCAUGAGCCUGUCUUUGUUAUCAUUUGCGAUUCAUUGCUCCUGUGUAACCAGUCCCGAGGUUAUGUCUGACUUUAUAUAUUGACAAGUUCAAGUGCCCUGUGUCACAUAAAUGAAAUACAAUCAAUCGUAUGAUAAAUUUUAACUCUUUAUUACAUGAAUUAAUAUCAAUCAUAAUAUUAAUUGUAUCUUCUAUGUUAGAGGGCAUGAAUUUCCUUUUCUAUAAAUGAAAUCACUGAUUGGAAUACUGACUAUGACAUUCUUUUACUUGAAACAGUUGUUUGACAAUAUUUGCUUUUAUUAGGUAGAAGAGAAUCAAAAUAAAUCUUCAGAUCUACUCUACAAGAAACCCAAUCUCUCUUGGGUAUUCUGCCAAUUACGUAGUAAAAUUCACAUUUUUUUAUGCUGCACAGACACCAUAUUUUUUUGCCAAUGUUCCCUUUGUAAUUGCAAAGUAUGGAAGACACCAUAGGAUUCAGGUAUUCAGUCUCAAAGACUGACCACAGUGUGAUUGUGUUAUCUUUAAGAUAAUUAAUGUUUAGUGGUGCUGUAAGAUAAUGAUAUGAUUUCUACAGAUACUUGAUUCAAAGUUGCCAGAGUACAAGAAUAGCGUUAGACCUUUGACAGAAGUGCUAUGUGGUAAAGAAAUGUCUUGACUUAAUAGACGGCUUACUCCUAGUUGUAAAAUCACUUUCUUCUUAGCUUUGUGUGACAGAUAGAUUAAGAGGUUACGGGCUUGUACAAUGAUAACUGGAAAUAUUAACCACCUAGUAAAAGCUGUUUUGUUAAUUGAGGCUAUGCAUUUAUAAUUUUAAAGAAAAAAAAAGAAUAAGAUGAUGUGCAAUCGAUUAUUGGGUACUGUUUUAUGAUUGACAAUAACCGGGUGAUUGGGCUAUUCUGUACAUGUAUGUAAUGUUUGCAAGUAAAAUUAUAGAUAAGCACAGUUAUUUUUUGUUGUGUUGUUAUUUUGUUGUUUUUAAGAGAGUGGCUUUAAUGGUUCUAUUCUCUGGGAGGGCUUAUCUGUAUAUUCUCUCUUUAAAAAUAGGGGGAAUCCAGACUGUAUCAUGAUUUGCAAAAUGUACUUUUUGAAAAUCUCUGUCGAACAUAUUUGAAUGAACACGGUUUGCUUUGUAUUUGUUGCAGUUAUGCUGGCAGUAAUGCCUUUUGAUUGUGUAGAACCAAUAUCCAAAUAGAAAAUGUUUCUUUCCCUUGUCAUGAGAAUAGUUUUGUGAAGGGGAAUAUUUCAUUUUCUAUCUAAAGAGGGUUUCUUUGUAAGUUAUCUUUUUUCUAGUCUCUCGGUUCAUUUCUAACACUUUGCUUUGGAGUUUAGUUUUCUGUAACUACAUUGAUGAAGGCUUGUAAAACCAGGGAUGGUAAUGUAAGGGUUGAUAGGCAACUUUUCAUGUGUCAAGCGAUGACUUUGAAA
Lytechinus variegatus (green sea urchin) is the source of this 5684-nucleotide messenger RNA. RefSeq names its product G protein-coupled receptor kinase 5-like. The transcript has 17 exons. Gene Ontology annotation, cellular component: cytoplasm. Gene Ontology annotation, biological process: protein phosphorylation; signal transduction; regulation of signal transduction. The record is from RefSeq and is a predicted model, not a curated record. Gene Ontology annotation, molecular function: ATP binding; G protein-coupled receptor kinase activity. NCBI's taxonomy places the organism in Eukaryota, Metazoa, Echinodermata, Echinoidea, Temnopleuroida, Toxopneustidae. The coding region runs from base 237 to 1928 and encodes 563 amino acids.